AAACUGCGAAAACAAACUGAAUAAUAGUACUGAACUCUAAUCGAAUCGAUCAGUGCUAAGAUCUGCAAUGGCUCAGUCUCAGGUACCCCAAAUAGCAAUUCUUGGAGCUGGCAUAUUUGUCAAAACUCAAUACAUUCCCAGAUUAGCUGAAAUUCCUCACCUCUUUGUUCUAAGAGCUAUCUGGAGUCGCAGUGAGGAAUCUGCCAGAAGUGCUGUUGAAAUAGCACGGAAGCAUUUCCCAGAUGUGGAAUGUAAGUGGGGAGAUGCCGGGCUUGAAGAUAUCAUUAAGAAUAGUUCCAUUACAGGUGUUGCCGUUGUUCUUGCUGGACAAACCAUGGUGGAUAUGUCAUUGAGGUUGCUUAAGGCAGGAAAGCAUGUCCUUCAAGAGAAACCAGCCGCUUCAACUGUGGACGAGGCAGAAACAGCAUUGACUCACUAUAAUUCUCUAAGCGCCACACUGACUCAUCAACCAAUAUGGGCUGUAGCAGAAAAUUAUCGCUUCGAACCUGCCUUCAUUGAGGGCAAAAAACUAAUUUCUGAAAUUGGAGAGAUGAUGAAUAUCCAAGUAAUCGUUGAAGGAUCAAUGAACAACUCAAAUCCUUACUUCUCCAGCUCCUGGAGACGCCAGUUUGUUGGUGGUUUCAUUCUAGACAUGGGUGUACAUUUUGUAGCUGGACUAAGGAUGCUUGUUGGAUGUGAGAUUGCAUCUUUGUCAGCCAUGAAUUCUCAUGUCGAUAAGACUUUGCCUCCUCCUGAUAACAUCUCGUCUAUGUUUCAGCUGGAGAAUGGGUGUUCAGGAGUUUUUGUGAUGGUGGUAUCUUCAAAAUCACCAAAGAUAAUCUGGCGAGUUGUCGGUUUGAAUGGAGUGCUGCAAGUUGAUCGCGGUAACAAGGAUGGAAAACAUGGCUACUCGGUUCACCUUCAUAUGGUUGAUGGUCAAAGCAAGAGCUUCUUUUAUCCUUUUAGCGGGGUCACUGACGAACUGAAAACAUUUCUAUCAGAUGUAUCAACGGCCAACCUGAAGAAGGACCAAAGUUCAAACAUCGAUCCUCGUCUCUCAUUUUCUGAAGGUGCUCGUGAUGUUGCUGUUUUGGAUGCAAUGCUCGAAUCAGGAAAGAGACAAGGAGCUCUAGUCCAAGUAAAAAAGUUCUAGUUUUACGCAGCCAUUACUCUCCUUGAAUAUUCAUGCACAAGAUUCUUGAUCUUUAUACCAUGGAGCGGAUACGCUACAGAGAAAAAAAGUGAUUCAUAAUUUGAGGUUACAGAAAAAGGAUCGAUCGAGAGAUCUUACUGUCUCUAAACUCUUGAAGAUUUCUAGGACAAAACCAUUGUACUCUUUUGGACCCUAUUAUGUAGCUGAAAAACCUCUUGUUCUAUGAGAUCCUUUAUGUUUUCCAGGGUUAGAAGAAAGAAAAGUUUGGACUAUAUAUAUGGAAACAAAUGUACUAUAUGAGCUGGAAUUUUUGUUACCUAACAUUGUUUCAAGCUGAAUAAAAGUGAUGGAAAUUAAUUUUAAUCCUA
Molecule: messenger RNA, 1521 nt
Organism: Nicotiana attenuata
Lineage: Eukaryota; Viridiplantae; Streptophyta; Magnoliopsida; Solanales; Solanaceae
Product: glucose--fructose oxidoreductase
Exons: 12
Coding region: 68-1153 (361 amino acids)
Biological process (GO): NADPH regeneration
Cellular component (GO): cytoplasm
Molecular function (GO): oxidoreductase activity; nucleotide binding
Source: RefSeq, a predicted model, not a curated record